Messenger RNA from Mucor mucedo, 2939 nucleotides. Its product is annotated as SNF2 family N-terminal domain-containing protein. Gene Ontology annotation, cellular component: cytoplasm. The transcript is spliced from 6 exons. Gene Ontology annotation, molecular function: ATP-dependent chromatin remodeler activity; ATP binding. Bases 1 to 2799 code for a protein of 932 amino acids. The record is from RefSeq and is a predicted model, not a curated record. NCBI's taxonomy places the organism in Eukaryota, Fungi, Mucoromycota, Mucoromycetes, Mucorales, Mucoraceae.
AUGUCGAAUAUCAAUACAGACCGUAAUAACGCGGAACCUGGUCAACAAGCUGUUGAACCUGUUGUCAGCACUGUCAGACCUGUUCACUAUCUUGAUUCUCCUGUAGACACUGUCAGACCUGUUCAUUAUCUUGAUUCGCCUGAAGAAUUAGUCCUAGAUUUGACUGCAGAAGAAAUAGAAUUUAUCAAUGGCACAAAUGCCAAUACAACGGCACCUGGAUCCAAUAUUAACAAUAGUAUUCCCAUUGACGACGAUACCUUUGCUUUCUUUGUGGAAGCGGGUCUCGAUGAUCCUGAAGAACUCGCCAUGUUGGGUAUCGACGUGGAAGAGAUUCGGAACCAAAGAAUGAUUGCUGAAAGACUUGAAAAACAACACAAAGCUGAUCAUGAAGCUGCAUUAGAACUUCAACAUAAAGGAAAACGUCCGAUUACUGUGAUUGAUGAUGAUGACGAAUGCAUUGAUUUGACAGAUGAUAACGUGGCCUCUUCUUCUUCCGCAGCAGCAGCAGCAGCAUCAUCUACCAUACCACAUUAUGAUCCUUAUCAUGAUCAUCAUAUGAUUGAACACUAUGAUGAUGACAGUGAAAGUACGAAUAGUAGUGGUUGGGAAGAACCUGAUUUCAGAUUGUUUGGUGAUGAAGGCUUUGGUUUUCAUCAUUACGGUGCUCAUAUGGAAUCCAUCGCGAGAUUUGAACGCUCACAAAGAUCCUUACCUCAAAUCGCGGGUUAUAAUGCGCCUAUCUUGAGUGCGGAGGAGACUGAAAAGGAAUUACGCGAAUUAUUGGAACAUGUCAUGUAUGAUGAACCUCCAGGACCCGAUGCAAGAGCUGGAACCCCCGAUGGACUCAACAUUACAUUGUUGGAACAUCAAAAGAUUGGUUUGCAGUGGAUGAUCAAGAUGGAAGCCUCUAAAAAUAAGGGUGGUAUCUUGGCAGAUGAUAUGGGUCUCGGAAAGACUAUUCAAGCUAUGGCCAUCAUGGUUCACAAUACGUGCGAGAACGCUACAGAGAUUGACCAUUCAAGUAUUGGAAGAAGACAAACUGUAACCGAAAAAAUAAACAUCAAAGCAACCUUGAUUGUGUGUCCUGUCUCUCUUAUUGAUCAAUGGCGUCGAGAGAUUCAAGGAAAAACCACACCUCAAUUAAACGUGUUGGUUUAUCAUGGUGCUGCCAGAACACAAAGUCCAUACGAUCUUGCGAAAUACGAUGUGAUUAUUUCUUCCUAUGCAGUAACAGCAAGUAACUUUCAAGAAACAAGCAAAGGUCCCUUUGCCAAAGUCAACUUUCACCGAGUUGUUCUUGAUGAAGCCCAUACCAUCAAAAACAAGAAUACACGUGCAGCCCUUGGAUGUUGUGCUGUAGAUGCUACUUAUAGAUGGUGUAUGACAGCCACACCUAUCCAAAACAAGAUUGAAGAAUUAUACUCAUUAAUCAAGUUCUUACGUAUCCGACCUUUCUGUGAAUGGGACGAGUUCAGAGACUGUAUUGCCAAACCCAUGAAAGCAGGUAAUCAUAAAAAGGCCAUCAAGGUCGCUCAAGUCCUCAUGAAGGCCAUCUCCUUAAGACGAUCCAAAAAGGCCAUGAUUGAUGGUAAACCCAUUCUUGAUUUACCUGCCAGAAACGUCAAUAUGACCCAUAUCGAUUUCACACCCGAUGAACGAAAUCAUUAUGACUUUGUCAACCAAACCGCACAAGCUCGAUUCAACAAAUAUAUGGCUGCAGGUACUGUCAUGAAAAAUUAUUCAUCCGUGCUCGUCCUCCUUUUACGAUUGAGACAAGCUUGUUUACAUCCCAGUUUGACCUUACAAGAAGGAGAUGGAACCACUCAACCUUUACCUACCAAUCAACUCCAAUUAGCUACCUCCAUGAAACCCGAUGUCGUCAAACGUUUAUUGGAUGAUAGUGCAGGUUUAGCAGAAAUUGAAUGUCCCAUCUGUAUGGAUAUUGCACAAGAUGCUCAGAUCAUUGUAGGCUGUGGUCAUAUCCUCUGUAAAGAAUGCUUUGAUGGUUAUUGGAAUGCCAAUGAUGGUAACACCAAACGUUGUCCUCAAUGUCGUGGUGAAUUAGACAAUAUGAAAUUGGUGACGGUCGAAACUUUCUUGAAAAAAUACGCACCGGAUCUCUAUGAAGAAUCACAACUGGCCAUGACAGAAAAGGAAAAGGUGGAUAUAAAAAGAGUACAGGACUUUGUCUCCAGUUCCAAGAUUGAUAAGAUGAUGGAGAUUCUGGAUCAGACGGAUAUUGAGACGCACGGACAAGAUAAAACUAUUGUGUUCUCACAAUUUACGGGUAUGUUGGACUUGAUUGAAAAACCAUUAAAGGAUAAAGGAUUUGCUUAUUUGCGAUACGAUGGAUCCAUGGAUGUGAAACAUCGUGCUGCUGCAGUGAAUAAGUUCUUUGAUGAUCCUGAAGUGAAGGUCUUGCUCGUUUCUACCAAGUGUGGUUCACUCGGUCUUAACCUGACGAUUGCGAAUCGUGUGAUUAUCUUGGAUGUAUGGUGGAACCCAGCACUUGAGAAUCAGGCCAUUGAUCGUGUCCAUCGUAUUGGUCAAACAAAGGAUGUACAUGUACAUCGUCUCUUUAUUAAUGAUACAGUGGAAGAUCGUAUCCUCGAGUUACAAAAUAAGAAACAGGCAGUUGCAGAUGGUGUUCUGGGUGAAGGUAGUGGCGAACCUAUUCAAAGACUAGGUCUUGCUGAAAUGAUUUACUUAUUCCGUGGUGGUGAAGCUCCCGGUACCAUGCCUACACAGCAAGCAGGUCCAUCUAACUCUUCUGCUGCUGGUCCUUCCCGACGAUUGUAAAAAUGUUUUUUUUUUUUUUAAGAAAAGCUUCCUCCCUCCCUCUUUAUCGCUUCAUACCAUUAUUAUCAUAUUUUAAGUGAAAUCUGUUUAUAGUCCUUUUUUUAAAAAAAAAAAUAAAAUAAAUUUAUUUAUUGUCACUA